This is a messenger RNA of Centropristis striata (black sea bass), 1051 nucleotides long. Its product is annotated as signal-regulatory protein beta-2-like. The record is from RefSeq and is a predicted model, not a curated record. NCBI's taxonomy places the organism in Eukaryota, Metazoa, Chordata, Actinopteri, Perciformes, Serranidae. Gene Ontology annotation, biological process: response to bacterium. Bases 32 to 1051 code for a protein of 339 amino acids. The transcript is spliced from 6 exons.
AGUCGUGCAAGACGAAAGGUGCUGCACCACAAUGAUCACUGGACUGGCUGCUUUGGUUCUACUUGGUACAGUGUCUCUGAUUCAAGCUUCAGAGUUUCCUCACCAGCUCCCUUUGACUGUGGUUGAACUUGGAAACACUUUGACUCUGUCAUGUUCAGUUUUUGGGAAUGAAGGAGGGUUGUUUUACUGGUACAAGCUGCAGUUUGGGUAUAUGAUCCAAAUAGUUGCAGCAGGAAGUUUAAAAAAAAUACAACUUGAAGGACAAUUUAACAACCCAAAAUUAUCAAUAAAAAAAAACAAUGCUCAGUAUGUUCUUAACAUCAGAAACAUCAGCAAAGAAGACGAAGCGACGUACUACUGUCAAGGAGGAUCUGCAUACAAAAUGGAGUUCAUUAACGGCACACUUGUGGCUGUAAAUGAUCAUAAAAAUCUGCAGAAAUCUUUCUUCGUGAAACAAAGUCCAGAGACUGAGUGGGUCCAGCAGGGCAACCCAGUGACUCUCCAGUGUUCACUUCUCUCCAAGAACAAAGAAAACACAGAUCAGUGUCCAGCUGAACACAGUGUGUACUGGUUCAGAUCUGGAUCAGGAGGAUCUCAUCCAGACGUCCUUUACACUCACAGUGAUGAACAAGAGGAAAGAAGUUGUGUCCACAGUCUGUCCAAAACUAUACAGGACUCCUCAGAUACUGGGACUUACUACUGCGCUGUGGUCACAUGUGGACAGAUCCUGUUUGGUGAAGGAACUAAAGUGGAGACAAGAUCAGAACUGGAUCCAGUUGUCCUUGUUCUUGGAGUCCUGUUGGCCUGCUGUGUGACUGUUAUCGUCAUCCUAAUUGUAAUCCUAAUUUUCUACGUAAAUCAAAGGAAAGUUUGUGAAGUACCGUCUAAUGUGAGGAUGACAACAGGAGCACCGAGGGCUUGUCAUCAUCUUGGACAUGACUGGUCAGCUGUGGAUCAAUCAAAUAAUCUGCCACAUUUCCUCUCACCUUCCCCCUGCCACUCUCCCUCACACCUGCAGACUCCCGCCUACGCUGUAGCUAAUGCUAUUUAA